AUGUCAAGCAAUAAUAAUCUAGACUUAACUUCAACUUCCCCUUUCUCCCUUCAAAACUUGCAAAACCGCCCUGAUCUCCACCUCCAAAUCCCUCCCGAUUCCGAAGACGACACCAACGAAAACACUCCCGGCUCCGGCUCAGGAAGCGGAGACGUCGUCGGGUCCCGUAGGCCACGUGGCCGUCCCCCGGGUUCAAAAAACAAACCAAAACCCCCAGUUAUCAUCACUCGAGAAAGUGCUAACACACUUAGGGCUCAUAUCUUAGAAAUAAGUAGCGGUUGUGACGUUUUCGAGUCGAUUUCAAACUACGCUCGAAAACGUCAACGAGGUAUAUGUAUUGUCAGUGGGAGCGGUACCGUGAAUAACGUGAGUCUCAGACAACCAGCUUCAGCUGGAUCUGUACUCACGCUUCACGGCCGGUUCGAAAUCCUUUCGUUAUCCGGAUCUUUUUUGCCUCCACCUGCUCCACCUGGAGCAACAAGUUUGACUAUUUAUUUAGCUGGUGGACAAGGUCAAGUAGUUGGUGGAAAUGUUGUUGGAGCGUUAAUCGCGUCUGGAUCGGUUAUCGUUAUCGCGGCGUCUUUCACAAAUGUUGCUUAUGAAAGACUACCUUUAGAUGAUCAAGUAGAAGAUGCUAAUACUAACGCUGGUGACGGACAUGGUGGUGGAUUUCCUCAUCCCGAUCCUUCUUCAAUGGGUUUGCCUUUUUUUAACUUGCCUCUUAACAUGCCUAAUGUUCAGUUGCCAGUUGAUGGUGGUGGUGGUGGUUGGUCUGGAAACAUGCCGAAUAGGCCGCCUUACUAACCGUGUUGAAAUCAAGGGAAGAAAAAAAAAAUUAAAAGGUCAGGUGAUUAAUUAAACUCCAUGGAUUAUUAUUAUCAAAAUUAAUCUUGUACAAUAACCUCUCUACUCUACU
This is a messenger RNA of Erigeron canadensis, 916 nucleotides long. Its product is annotated as AT-hook motif nuclear-localized protein 23-like. Gene Ontology annotation, molecular function: DNA-binding transcription factor activity; minor groove of adenine-thymine-rich DNA binding. The record is from RefSeq and is a predicted model, not a curated record. NCBI's taxonomy places the organism in Eukaryota, Viridiplantae, Streptophyta, Magnoliopsida, Asterales, Asteraceae. Gene Ontology annotation, cellular component: nucleus. Bases 1 to 804 code for a protein of 267 amino acids. The transcript has a single exon.